AUGCUCAUAACUGACCAACAUAUUCAAUCUAGUGAGAAGCUACCCACAUGUAAGGUGUGCAACAAAGCAGUCUCAAAUUCAUCUACCCUCCUUGCGCACCAUCGCAUCCACACAGGGGAGAAAUCAUUCAUGCGCAAGGUGUGUGACAAAUCAUUCUCUGACUCAUUGAAACUCCACAAACACCAAUGCACUCGCUUGGGGGAGAAACCAUUCACAUGUGAAGCAUGCAAUAAACCAUUUUCAAAGUUAACAAACCUCCAUGCACACCAACGUAUUCACUCUGGGAGAAACCGUUCACAUGUGAAGUGUGUGAUAAAUCAUUCUCGAACUCAUCAACCCAGCGCAAACACCAAUGCAUUCACACAGGAGAAACCAUUUAGGUGUGAGGUGUGUGACCAAUCAUUCUCGGACUCAUCAAACUUCCGAGAGAAACCUUUCAGAUGUGGAUUUUGUCAGAGAGCUUUCACUAACUCCUCUGAUCUCCUGAAGUACCAACACAUUCACACAGGAGAAAAACCAUUCACUUGUGAGAUGUGCUACAAAUCAUUCUCUGAAUUAUCGAAUCACCGCAAACACCGACGUAUUCACACAGGAGAGAAAUCCUUCAUGUGCGAGGUGUGUGACAAAUCAUUCUCAGACUCAUCGACACUCCGUGUGCACCAUCGCCCUCACACUUGA
This is a messenger RNA of Rhincodon typus (whale shark), 678 nucleotides long. Its product is annotated as gastrula zinc finger protein XlCGF71.1-like. The transcript has 3 exons. The coding region runs from base 1 to 678 and encodes 225 amino acids. Gene Ontology annotation, molecular function: RNA polymerase II cis-regulatory region sequence-specific DNA binding; DNA-binding transcription factor activity, RNA polymerase II-specific. Lineage: Eukaryota; Metazoa; Chordata; Chondrichthyes; Orectolobiformes; Rhincodontidae. The record is from RefSeq and is a predicted model, not a curated record. Gene Ontology annotation, biological process: regulation of transcription by RNA polymerase II.